Molecule: messenger RNA, 779 nt
Organism: Dibothriocephalus latus
Lineage: Eukaryota; Metazoa; Platyhelminthes; Cestoda; Diphyllobothriidea; Diphyllobothriidae
Source: the annotation of a GenBank genome assembly
AGGGCGAACCCAAACCGACGAUUCGGUGGACCAAGGAUGGCAUGCCCCUGGAUUCCCAACGCUACAACAUCUCCGAAAACGGUGUCCACCUGCGACUGUCUUCAGCCGAGGACAACGAUGCCGGACGCUUUGCCUGCAUUGCCAGCAGUCCCUACGGCGAAAUUAUGCGCAACUUUGACGUCAAGGUCACCUACCCACCCCGACUCGAUGGAGACGGUCAGAGGCAGUACAGUCUUGAAAGAACAGUUGGAAGCAGUGCGAUCCUCGAAUGUCUCGUUACCGGUAACCCCACGCCGAAAAUCGAAUGGUACAAGGAUGGCCAAUUACUGGAUCCCCUACCCUAUCGUUACCGAUUUUUCAACCAAAAACGGGAACUGGAAAUUCUGUCAAUUCAACCUACUGACGCCGGGCGUUACAGAUGUUUUGCAUCGAAUGAAAUUGGCUCCUUGGAGGUUAGCAUCGAUAUGACCGUCGGAGCUCCGCCGCGGAUUGACCGUGGUCGCCUACGCAGCGAGUACGUCAUUCGUGAGGGUGACGAGCUGGUGCUGCCCUGCCCAGCCACCGGAUCACCAACACCCCGACUGGAGUUCACUCGCAGCGAGCUGAGCCCUGACUCGAACAAGGAUCGACAGUCACUGACCAUUUUCAGGGUCACCAAAGGCGAUGCUGGAACCUACCAGUGCAAUGCCAGCAAUGAAAUUGGUUGGGACACCAUGAAGUACACCGUACGAGUCCGCGGUAAGUUGACACCAAUGUCAUCUAUUUACGUAAGUUGGUGA